GAGCUUUAUUCAACAAUGAACUAAGUGCUUUACCAGAGGGAUUGUUCCCAAACCAACCAGCAUUUACAAAGCUAUGGCUAUCGAAUAAUCAACUUAGCCGAAUACCCGCUGGGAUAUUUCGAUCAACACCCAAUUUAAAAGUUUUGGAUGUUCGGCACAAUAGACUUGUUGAGCUGCCAGCCGGACUGUUUCAAAAUCAAAGAAAUUUGGAACACCUGCUAGCCAACGGCAAUGAAAUUCGAUAUUUGCCCCCUCGACUUCUUGAUAACAGCACUAACAUACGGAUCAUCGAUUUGAGAAAAAAUAAACUUCGUGAUUUACCAGCUGGUCUGUUCAGACAUGCAUCUAGAUUGAAUAACCUGUGGUUAGAUGGUAAUGCCUUCAAACACUUACCUAUCGGGAUGUUUCCGCUAGGAAGCACCAGGACUUUAAUAGAGCUAGGUGACAUAGAAGUCCUGGAUCAUCGAUUUUGCCAAAUGAAAUAUCCUGCGGAUUUAUCAAGAGUGUAUCAGUCUCUCAGAAGGAGUACGUUCGUCAAGUACUUUGUACGAAGUUUGACUGCAACGAAUUGCCAGAGACCCUGUCACAGCGUUCCCGUCAUCGAUAGAUGCCCCACCUGUACUGGACAGCUGUUUAAUUACAGUUGCACGGGAACGCAUCACUGUGGAAGUGUAGCGGGUAUUGAAUACGUGAAGUUUCCCGGAGUAAACAAAAGUGCAGCCCAGGCCCACGAGUUGUGCAGGAGAAGUUUUAAACACGGCCAAGUUGCCUGGCCGAGAAAUGAAAAUGAAAACAAAUGCCUGAAAGACUUUCACUCCUCAAGUGCAUUUUGGCUGGGCAUCUGGCCUGAUUUUAAGGCCCGAAUAUGGAAUAACCCCGACUUGCAACCAAUAACGUGGCAAAACUUUGCGCCGGGUCAGCCCGACUCUCACUUCACCCAAUGUGGAGAAAUGCUGCACGGUGGGAAUGGCAAAUGGGAUGACGUUGACUGCAAUGAUGAAAAACCAUUUAUAUGCCAAAGAGCGGUAAUGUGUCAUGUGACACAACCUAAGUUUGGCAAUGCAAGCAAACUAUUUGUCCACUAUCCUGACAGUGUACAGUACACAUGUGAUACUGGAUACUGGCUGGAUGGACCGACAACAGCAAACUGUACAUCGGAUGGAACAUUGACUACAACACCUAAGUGCAAGGGUUAG
Messenger RNA from Sycon ciliatum, 1196 nucleotides. Its product is annotated as neurocan core protein-like. The transcript has 10 exons. Lineage: Eukaryota; Metazoa; Porifera; Calcarea; Leucosolenida; Sycettidae. The record is from RefSeq and is a predicted model, not a curated record. The coding region runs from base 402 to 1196 and encodes 264 amino acids.